AAUCUGGACCUCAGUGAUUUGAAGUGGGCACAGAGUGUAAGACCCACACAGCACUGUUUUGGGGAUCUUUUUUCUAGGUUUGAACAGCUACAGUAGUCUGAGAUUUCUCCACAGACAUCUGAGCAAAAUGUCUGUGAUUCUGGGAGCGCACAACAUUCGGAAGCCAGAACCAAACUCUCAGCGGAUCAAAGUGAGGCGCUGGAUCCCCCACCCUAAAUACAACAGGACGAUCUCUCACUGCUAUGACAUCAUGCUUCUGCAGCUGAAACACAAAGCCAGGCUGAAUAAGCAAGUGCAAACCAUCCCUCUGCCUGCUUGGAAGAAAAAUGUGAAACCAGGAACCAUGUGCUCUGUGGCUGGCUGGGGCAGAAUACACCUGUGGAGUAACAAGACAUCUGAUGUAUUGCUGGAGGUGGACCUGAGGGUGCAGGAUGAUCGCAUCUGCAGGAAGUGUUUCCGCAAAUACGCUCCUCAGGUUCAGAUGUGCGUAGGGGAUUCCUCUGGAAAGAGAUCAACAUUCAAAGGUGAUUCUGGGGGUCCUCUGGUGUGCAAUGGGGCAGCCUAUGGCAUUGUCUCCUAUGGACCACAUAGAAAAACCUUCCCUAAAGUAUUUGCAAAAGUCUCCAGUUUCAUCCCCUGGAUCAAGGAAGAGCUUAAAAAGCUGCAUUCUUAG
This is a messenger RNA of Alligator mississippiensis (American alligator), 673 nucleotides long. RefSeq names its product cathepsin G-like. Gene Ontology annotation, cellular component: intracellular membrane-bounded organelle; cytoplasm. The transcript is spliced from 3 exons. Gene Ontology annotation, biological process: proteolysis. Bases 128 to 673 code for a protein of 181 amino acids. Gene Ontology annotation, molecular function: serine-type endopeptidase activity. The record is from RefSeq and is a predicted model, not a curated record. Lineage: Eukaryota; Metazoa; Chordata; Crocodylia; Alligatoridae.